Molecule: messenger RNA, 1319 nt
Organism: Camellia sinensis
Lineage: Eukaryota; Viridiplantae; Streptophyta; Magnoliopsida; Ericales; Theaceae
Source: RefSeq, a predicted model, not a curated record
GCGCAAGUAAUUUUGUGCUUGUCAAUUUGGUGUGGAUGUGGUAUGUGUAUUAUUGUAUACUCUCACAUCACAUCACAUCCCUCUCCUCUUCAUUCGCCGAAUGCUCUCUUUCGUCUCUGCAACUCUCAGCCUCUCAAGCUUCGAGCUUCAUCUCUUAACAGUUGAGCUGGUUGGUUUACUAAUUUUCGCUGGAUUUCUACGAUUUUGUGGGUUGGGAUCGAAGAUUGAGAGGCGAAAAUUAGACGACCCAGCGGUUUCAACUGGGUGGGCUUCAGCAAUUAACAAUCAGGAACUUCUCUUUUGGUUAAAGGGUCCAUUUGUGUUCAUGGUUACAUGUAUCUGACCAAAAGCCUGAAGCAUUUUGUAGUUGCUGGUGCCAACUCCAUCAAGGUUUGCAGGGGAUGGCGGUGGUAUUAGAGAAAAAAGAUGCCGGUGAUUGGGUUUAUAGAGGAGAAGGAGCUGCCAAUAUUGUUCUUUCUUACAACGGAUCCUCUCCUGCAUUUGUUGGGAAGGUACUACGCAUACAAAAAGCUCCUAGGAACGGAUCUCCUAGAUGCGAAUCUCCUAGAUAUGGAUCUGAUAAUGAGGAUAAUCAUUCAGCUGAAUUAGCUCUAACUACAGAUGAGUGCCUUUUAUGGAAAGAAAUUGAAGACCUUGGAUCAGCCCCAUCAAGGGAAAUUGCUGAGCAACUAUAUGUGCAGCAUAUAAUCACCCCACUGUUAGGUUCUGAACAUGUUGAUGCUGGGAUUCGUGUCCAUGUAUCCAGUGAAUUUUUGGAAUUGGUUGAAAAGAAUGUUCUUUGCCAGCGCCCUUCUUGGCGAGUUGAUGCAGCCAAGGUCAACCCCCUUUGUGAUUAUGCUCUUCUUAUAUCUGAUCAUUCAAUUUUUCCCCAGGGUAAUCUUAAAGGGAAAUUCAGCAUCUCUGUUGAGAUAAAGCCCAAAUGUGGAUUUCUUCCAGAUUCAAGAUUCAUAUCUGAAGAAAAUGCCAUUAAAAAGAGAAUAACUCGUUUUAAAAUGCACCAGUCAUUGAAAUUGCAUCAAAGAGAGAUAUCAGAUACAAGUGAAUAUGAUCCCUUGGAUAUGCUCUCUGGAUCCAAGGAGAGAGUACAUAAAGCAAUCACGGCUCUCUUUUGCACUCCUCAGAACAAUUUUCGUGUUUUCUUGAACGGUUCCCUCAUAUUUGGGGGCUUGGGUGGUGGGGCAGAUAUUACUAGUUGUAUGAUUGGUAAUGCAUUUGAAGAUGUUCUCAAGUGUGUUAUUCAGGCAGAUGAUGGCUUACGUACAACGAAUUUCCUGCAACUUGUUACUGAAGCUGUUUCC